GCGACUAGCGCCGUGGUGGUGCGAUGAGGAGUACGCGUGUGAUGGCAUGACAGUAGCGUAAAAAUGGCGGUGUGAAAUGGCAGGACGACGGUCGGUAUUGACAAAUCCCGAGUCCCUAGCAGGAUCAGGGACUGCGGCGGAUCCUUUGAGAGAACUUUUUGAGGCUUGUAAGACGGGUGAUCUUGUUCGUGUUAAAAAAUUGGUCAGCCCCAAAACGGUCAACGCGAGAGAUACCGCGGGACGCAAGUCCACCCCCCUGCAUUUCGCAGCUGGAUACGGCAGGCGGGAGGUAGUGGAAUAUUUACUGUCGGCGGGAGCUUCGAUACAAGCAAGAGACGACGGAGGUCUUCAUCCGCUGCAUAACGCAUGUUCUUUUGGACAUUCGGACGUAGUCAGACUCCUCCUGGAAGCUGGGGCAAACCCCAAUACUCGCGACAAUUGGAACUACACCCCGCUUCAUGAAGCUGCAAUAAAAGGCAAGAUCGACGUGUGCAUAGCUCUUCUUCAGCACGGCGCUGAUCCUAACAUCAGGAAUACAGAAGGUAAAACAGCCCUGGAACUGGCAGACUCCAUCACUAAACCGGUCCUCACGGGAGAAUACAGGAAGGAUGAGCUCUUGGAAGCUGCUCGAUCGGGCAACGAAGAGAGGCUCCUCCAAUUGCUGAAUCCUCUCAACGUUAACUGCCACGCUAGCGACGGGCGGAGAUCCACACCUUUGCAUCUGGCAGCGGGUUACAAUCGUUCCAGGGUUGUCCAGAUAUUGCUACAGAACGGGGCGGAUGUACACGCAAAGGACAAAGGGGGCCUCGUACCGCUUCACAACGCUUGCUCUUACGGACAUUUUGAGGUGACGGAAGCGCUGUUGAAGCACGGUGCUGCGGUAAAUGCAAGCGAUCUAUGGGCUUUCACACCUCUCCACGAGGGUGCUAGUAAAUCGCGAGCCGAGGUCUGCUCGCUCUUGCUCAGCGAGGGAGCUGAUCCAACACAACUCAACUGCCACAGUAAGAGCGCGAUCGACGUAGCACCGAGUCUCGAGCUCCAGGAACGUCUAGCCUACGAAUACAAGGGACACUGCCUUUUGGACGCUUGCAGGCAGGCGGAUCCGACAAAAUUGAAAAAAUUCCUUUCUCAAGAGGUGGUUAACUUCAAACAUCCAUAUACGGGAGACACGGCGCUUCAUUGUGCGGUCGCUUCCCCCUAUCCCAAGAGGAAGCAAGUAAUCGAAGCUCUGGUACGUAAAAACGCGAGCCUCAACGAGAAAAACAAAGACUUUUUGACGCCUCUUCACGUGGCGAGCGAUCAUUCCUAUUACGACGCUAUGGACCUUCUUCUGAGACACGGAGCGAAGGUCAACGCUCUCGACGGACUUGGACAGACGGCGUUACACAGAUGCGCCCGAGAGGACAACGUUCAGGCCUGCAGAAUAUUACUCUCGUACAGCGUCGAUCCAUCGAUCGUUUCUCUCCAAGGAUACACGGCUGCCCAAGUUGCCACGGAGAACGUCCUCAAAAUAUUACAGGACCCACCGGUUGGUACGGAGGAUGCAGAGGUGCAGCUUCUAGAUGCUAGCAAAUCGGGCGAUUUGACCGCUGUCGAAAGAAUCCUUCAGGCAAAUCCGCAUGCCGUCAAUUGUCGGGAUUUGGAUGGCAGGCAUUCGACACCCCUCCAUUUUGCAGCGGGUUACAACCGCGUCCCUGUUGUCGAGUACCUAUUGGCCCACGGAGCUGAUGUUCACGCCAAGGACAAAGGGGGUCUGGUGCCUCUACAUAACGCGUGCUCCUACGGACAUUACGAGGUAACGGAACUCUUGGUGAAGCACGGUGCUUCCGUUAACGUGGCAGAUCUAUGGAAAUUCACGCCUCUCCACGAAGCUGCGGCGAAAGGAAAAUGCGAGAUAGUCAGACUGCUGCUCAGACACGGAGCGGACGCAACAAAAAAAAAUCGUGACGGCGCGACGCCUCUCGAUCUCGUCAGAGAGAGCGACCAGGACGUUGCCGAUUUACUACGAGGCAACAGUGCCCUCCUCGAUGCUGCGAAAAAGGGAAAUUUGGCUCGAGUCCAAAGACUCGUUACGCAGGACAAUAUUAAUUGUAGAGACGCUCAGGGUCGGAAUAGCACACCGCUCCAUCUAGCCGCGGGUUACAACAAUCUUGAAGUGGCGGAGUUUCUCCUGGAAAGAGGGGCGGACGUGAAUGCCCAGGACAAGGGAGGUCUUAUACCGCUUCACAACGCUUCGAGCUACGGACAUCUCGAUAUAGCGGCUCUCCUCAUUAAAUAUAACACUGUCGUCAAUGCCACGGACAAAUGGGGCUUCACGCCGUUGCACGAGGCCGCCCAGAAGGGACGAACACAACUGUGCGCUCUCUUGCUCGCUCACGGGGCUGAUCCUUUCCUCAAGAAUCAGGAAGGCCAAAGUCCGGUGGACCUCGCCAGUGCCGACGACGUCCGAUGUUUGUUGCAAGAUGCAAUGGCCUCUCAACAAGUCGUACCAUCCCUCUUACCUGUAAAUAACAGCAGCGGUACAGGUCACGUAAUCGUCGGUAUUAAUACCAUUAAUGGUGCCAACAACAACAGCAUGAGCACGAGUAGCAUCACCAACAACAUGAGCAGUCGUCCACCCAGCAUAGUAGCGGUUCCCGUCACACCGCCACCUUCUUUGACCCAAGAGACUGUUAUCAUGCCGUCCGGAGCUGCGAUGACUCUCUGCGUUCCGCUCGCUCGUCCGACCAGUUGUUUGAGUCCCAUGCCAGCGGCGACGACGGCGAUGGCUACAGCCGCAUCAACAACGCUAACGACUACUAUGACGACGACGACGACGACGACGACGAUGACAACGGAAAUGUGUUCCGAACGCGAGAUCAAAGACGGAUGCGACGAUCGUAAUUGCGCCAAUAUUACAAACGUCGCAACUUUCCUACAGAGUCUCGGACUCGAACAUCUGCUUGAAUUGUUGGAACGUGAACAAAUAACCCUCGAUAUACUGGCCGAAAUGGGCCACGAAGAUCUCAAACAGGUUGGGGUUUCGGCAUACGGUUAUCGUCACAAACUCAUCAAAGGGAUGGACAAGCUAUUGAGCUCCGCCGCCGGAUCGAUAUGGCAACCUUCCGUAAACCCGGGAACGCUCCUCGUCGACCUGCUCAGCGAAGACAAGGAAUUUCUGGCGGUCGAGGAAGAAAUGCAGAGCACGAUAAGGGAGCACCGAGACAAUGGACAUUCGGGUGGAAUAUUUGGACGUUACAACAUCGUAAGGAUACAAAAAGUCCAAAAUCGAAAACUAUGGGAGCGUUACGCGCAUCGACGGCAAGAAGUAGCGGAAGAGGUCGCAGCGGCCGGUCCAGCUUCGCCGAGUAACGUUCCCAGAACGAAUUCGAGUCCCACAUCACCUCAAGCGAAUGAAAGAAUGCUGUUCCAUGGUAGUUCCUUCAUAAACGCGAUCGUUCAGAAGGGUUUCGACGAGAGACACGCUUACAUAGGCGGUAUGUUUGGAGCAGGCAUUUAUUUCGCCGAGCACAGCAGCAAGAGCAAUCAGUACGUUUACGGGAUCUGCGGUGGAACCGGAUGUCCGACCCACAAGGAUAGAAGUUGCUACAUAUGUCACCGGCAUUUAUUACUGUGCCGGGUAACCCUCGGCAAGUCUUUCCUUCAAUUUUCGGCAAUGAAAAUGGCUCAUGCCCCACCGGGUCAUCACAGCGUGAUGGGUAGACCCUCGCAGGGCGGCCUCGUAUUUCCGGAAUACGUUGUUUAUCGGGGCGAACAGGCGUAUCCGGAAUAUCUGAUAACGUAUCAGAUCGUCAGACCGCAACAGGAGACCGGCAAUGGCGGUGGCGGCAGCGGCUCCGGUGGUAGCAUGGGGGGCGAAGGAGCCGAAGAACGGUGAUCGGAAGAACCGAGCCCUGCGGCUGGAUUCCGUCGUCUCUGCUGUUGUCAGAGACCGAGAGCCUGCAGUGCUCUGUCCUAAUUGACGCGCUUCGAUCUCAUAUUCCCAUUUCGGGUCGUUCGUGAUUCCCGCCCUCGAAGGGCUCGAGGUUUUUAUUCACCGCCUCGUUAACGAAUCUCGUCACCUCUUUAUCGACGUCAAAAUAUUUUAUUUUCUAUCCUUCAACGAUAUCAACUCUUCUCUACCCACCUUCCUCCAUAAAGAUUAAGGGCGAAAUAUAAUUCGCUGGGAUAGACAGUGUAUAUUGAGGCGCGAACGAGUCGUCAACCAAGAAGAAAAGAAAAAACGGGAGUUCGAUGGAAGGAUAGAAACGACGGCACUCUUCGCUAUCAUCGACUCGCACCGUUUAGUAUUUACAUUAUUAUAGGUGACGGUGGUUUCUAUUUAUAUGGGUAUCAAUGAGCUUGAUGUAUCUCCAUCGAGUUGACCGACGAGCGAUGUUUGUAUUAUAUGAACGACCGAGCUAUCGCCCGGACGCGUAAUAUCGUACGUUGCAGUGAAUUACUCCCGGGGCUCGAGCUAUUUUUUUUCUUUUCGACUAUGCUUGCGAAACAUCGCGCAGCUCUCGAUACCUCGGGAAUUCAUUCGACAGGAGUCGUAAAUUUUUUCUAAUGCUUGUAAGAAUAAUAAAAAAGAGAAAAAACAGCAAA
Venturia canescens is the source of this 4587-nucleotide messenger RNA. It is a transcript of the gene Tnks, whose product is annotated as tankyrase. NCBI's taxonomy places the organism in Eukaryota, Metazoa, Arthropoda, Insecta, Hymenoptera, Ichneumonidae. The transcript is spliced from 12 exons. Gene Ontology annotation, molecular function: protein binding; NAD+ poly-ADP-ribosyltransferase activity. The record is from RefSeq and is a predicted model, not a curated record. Bases 77 to 3877 code for a protein of 1266 amino acids.